UUAAUUUCAGAGUACUUCCAAAUAUGGGUAAAUUAAUAGUCGCAAUCAACAUCCUGGUAUUUACCUACAUGUCGCUAAAACUUGGCAUGCAACAAAUGAGGCAAAAGAACGUAUUUGUGUGGCUCGUUGAAAAUAAUGUGGAGCAUCUAUUGCCCAUACUACAAGAACAUAGCAUUCAGACAUUGGAGGAACUGGCUGCUUUGGAGAUGAUGGAUCUGAACUAUGAGACCCUAAAAGAUGUUAACAAGGAGACUCGUUAUCAAAUUCUCAAAGUCAGAUUAAAAGCGAGAAAUGAGAUUGCAUUUAAUAUGUGGCUCCUAGAGAAACGUUUAACACCAUUUCAACAGAUAGCUCGAAUAAUAAAAAAAUCUGUGUAUGAAUUCGCUGAUAUGUCUUCAAGGGAAAUCAAUGACGUCAUCAGUGAGUAUGUGGACUUAGCACAUCAAUCGACUUUGAGGGAGAUGGUUGGUGACUUCAAAUACGCUGUAGAAGCAUUCAAGGACAACCAUAUGGAGGUGGUGUACAAAAAGGAACAGUAUACAAAAGUGAUAAAACAGAAAGCUGGAAAGAGCUACCUUUGGAAACUUGGUGAAUAUCUAAAUGAUCACCCGAUACAGAUAGUAUUCACUAUGAUCCUUGUAUGUUUGAACAAUCUAGCAAUUAAGUGGGCUGUCCCAACGAAAAUACCAGCUAACACUCAUAUAGGUUUGAGCAUAGCUCUUUUCUAUUUCAUGCCACAGAUGGGGAGAAUCAAUCUCACGCUUGUAAUAUUAUUCCGUAGUUUUGUUGAUCCACUUGGAGCUCUGAUCACUGGUAUCGUUCUCGAGAUGUGGAUCACGAUGAUCACCAUAUAUGUUGCUAACACCGGGAACCUUAUUCCUAUAUCAUUGGUACCAACAGUGCUGUUUUUCCUCUGUGCGUGGGCCUUAAAGCUACAACCACUCUACUGGUGUAACAAGAAAUCUGACUCCGAGGUACUCGUUCUUUCUGGCAUGGGCUGUGUUGACUCACAUGUGAAGACAUACUUAACCAAUGGGCGAAUCAAUCUACUUACUCGACUUAUUGUUGGAAUCAAAUCAGAUGAGAAAAUAAAAGUGGAAAAUGUUCAUAUUUUGAAAAUUGAAGAUGUCGACAUGACAACAGCAAUUGUUAAAGAUGUUGUACUGCCAUCUAUUGAGAAAGGGAACCUUCGGGAGUUGUGGAUCUUGAAUAAUCAUGGCUUUACAAAUGAAACAGCCAAAAUGCUAGCUGGUCUUAUGGAGAUGCAUCCCUCCCUGGAAAGCAUCCAUAUCAUGUUCAACAGACCACGGAACAUCUUUGAAAUAAUAAUAAAUAUGCUCACCAGAGACAAUGCACCCAUAAAAUUCAACAGUGAUGGUGCAAAAUCAAUUCUUGAUGCUGUUUACACAAACAAAAAUAAGAACAUUAAAGCUGAUGAAGGUGAACGAAAUGUGAAAGUUCUGGACUUAAGAGGUGUUGAAUUAGAUGAGGAAUUCCGUGACUUUGCCCAUAAAAUUAGUCAGAACAUGGACAUUAAGGUGAUGGGUAGCAAAAAUCCAUCUGACAUUUAUAUCAACUCCUUAUGGUACAGAGUGGUACAUAAUCCUGUAUUUAAGUACUCAAUUCAGUUUGCAAUCCUGGCAUUUUUCCUCUAUCGUCUUUCACACCAAAUGACUUUCUAUAACUUUAAUUAAUAUUUAAUAUGUUAUUCAACAGUUUUCUCUGAUGUAUGUAUGUAUGUAUUAUUUAUUUGCGUCUAAAAAUUGGACAGUUACAUAUUAUACAAUGAAAUAAAGAAAGUAAAUUAAACAUCAUUUCAAUAUAAUUAAAUUUAAAUUCUCAUCAUUUCAAUUUCUAGCUGGGAGCAAACUCUAGUAAUACAAAUGUUACAAUCGAAUAUAAAUAAAAUCAUGAACAUGUAAUUUAUACACCUGUAUAGAUUAAAUAAAAUAAAAUAAAUAUUUGAUAUUGAUUUAAUCUACAUGUAUUAUUAAGGUGAACAUUAGUAACAUUAAUUACAAGGUAUUAAAUGCAAAAUGUCAUCACCUACCAUUUGUUACAGACACCAAACUGCUGAACACCAACAACCAAACACCAUCCACAAAAAAGGUUUGAGACAAUUAUAAUAUGUCAAUCAUAAACACUCUUGGACAUCAGAGAAAAUUGUUGACAAAGUACAAUGAAUAUGAAUGAUAAAAUGUUGGAGCAAGUUAACUUUAUUUCAGAUUUUCUUAACAUUAACAAAACAAUUAAAGAUUUCUCCAUUCAAUUUUAAGAGGACUAAGAAAAGCAUAAUAUGAUUUGGAGAAAUUCCUUUAUAGAGACUAUUACCCUGACCUUUUUUACUAACAUUGCUUACAUUUCAUUUCAUUAGCACUAGAAAAAGAAUGAUUACAAUAUAACCCCCAAAGGGUGCUAUAAAAAGGGGACAAUUAUAUAUGAGUAUCAUUCUUCAAAGUGAUCACUCAAAAUGGAAAAUAAUGAUUACAAUACAGGGUGUUCCAAAAGUAACAGGACUGGUGCUGGUAUUUUGCUAAAUAUCCACCAAUUAUCUUCAAACUUUUACAUUAGCAUUUCAUUCUCCAUAGAGCACCAGUCCUGUUACUUUUGGAACAUUCUGUAUAGCCCCCGAAGGGUGCUAUAAAAAGGGGACAAUUAUAUAUCAUUCAACAAAGUAGUCACUCAAAAUGAGACUGUCUACAUAUAAUAUCUAAAAAGAAGACAAAGUAAAAUGUUAGAAGCAAUCAUUUCAAUAAAUAUGCCAAACAUCCUAAAGAUCUCAGCAUUCAUCAGUAUGAUACCCAUUUUAGAUUUUGUGGCAAAGAAAGGCCAAAAUUAAAUGAUGUAAGCACAAUGUGUAGCGAGGACCUAAAAUAAGUAUUCUGAAAAAUAUGAUUCACCUGAAGAAAAAUAGGAGUGGAAAAGGUAACAGAAAUCAUAAAAGAAAUGUGAUGAACGAAAGUGAUGAAAUUGUAGUUUAAUCUUAAAUUCAGCAGGAAAAUAUCAAGGACUAUCAGGCCUUUACCUAACAAUUUACCAAAAUAGCAACUUGGCCAAUUGUCAGGUUAUUGUGUGCCUCUCUAACAGACUUGAUCACCAGUCCUGUCAUGAAAGGAAGGUAGAUCUAAUGAAAUCCUGACUUACAUGUAGGCUAAAGAAAUUAGAACAUGUAAAACUGGUGCAAUUUGAAAGUUUAGUCCAAUUAAUAAUGCACCAUAAACUUCAGAGUACAUAGGUGCAUUCUUGGCCAUAGGGCAUUCUCGUCAAACCCUCAGCAUCAGGUGAAAAUCGGAGACAUUAUCAUAUUAGACUUUUUACUAUAUCACGAUGUGUCUAAUUUGAAGUUUCAAUAAAGAAAUCAUGCAAACAAAAAAUUAUUUAAGAUUGUCCAACAAUGCCCCAUGUCAGAGAAUGCCCCUAUGUACUCUAAAUGCUCCAAGGCCUACACGUACAGGUAUGAUAUAGAAACUGUACAUUUACAUCGCAAUUCGGAAUAACAAGAUCCAGAUUCUAGAGUCCAUUUCACUGCUUCAUUUCGUCAGUAGAACGGCAAAAGUAAGAAAUUGGGAGACCAUUGUGCAAUAAUAUAUGGAAAAGUAUAUUCAUAAUGUACAUGAAUGACAUUUGUAUAUCUUGGAUUGCUUCUAGUUUGGCUUAUAAAGUGUGUGGCCUCUUAUACAGUUAUAUUUGGAUGUUUCUCUGCCAUGUUAUUUUCAAUAAAAUUAACAUGGCUGAAAUUCUUCAAAUUACAAGACGGCACAGGCUUAUUGCACAAAAAACUAAAAAAUCUGAAAUAUACAAAUGUCAUUCAUGUACAUUAUGAAUACUUACUCGAGUCUCUAGCUUACAGCUAGACGAAACUUCAUUGAUUUCGUAUGUACUGUGCUACACGCACCUACACGCACCUAGAACUCAUUUUUAAUAAAUUUUAUAAAUAUUUUUAAGAAUAUUAAUCAUAUUUAGGAUGAAGCGUUGCUUGUCUGGAUUUAGAUAUUUCAAAAUUUCAUUUCGGAGUUUGACACAUGGUGAAAUUUUCUCGCUGUAGCUAAAAAUGGCUUCCG
Molecule: messenger RNA, 4061 nt
Organism: Owenia fusiformis
Lineage: Eukaryota; Metazoa; Annelida; Polychaeta; Sabellida; Oweniidae
Source: the annotation of a GenBank genome assembly